AAAAUAAUAAUUCAGUUUUAUUUGUAUUGCCCCGAGUCACAUCAUACAUCAGUGGUAAGCAGUUUGUGGCUCGUGGGCGAAAUCUGUCCCGCCAGCAUCAGCAACUGGCCCAACAGAUGAUUUAACAAAUCUGAUCUUAAAUCAAUGUUAUAGUUAACGACAACUAAUGAAAUAAUGAAAACUGAAAUUGAAAAAUAAAUUUUUCAAAUAAAACUAGAGGUUGAAAAAACCCAGCAAUAACUAACUGUAACUGAAUUGUGUGUUUACAAAACUUGUUUUUGUCUUUGUAAAUUAAUUUCAUAUAUAAUCUUUUUGAGCUCCUAUGAAAGUGUAUUUAUUUUCUCUCUAAAGUAAAGGAAAUGUCUAAAAUGUCAAUAUUUAACAGAGGAGUCUGAUAUAUUUAGCGACAGCUCUGCCGGCAACUCCGCCCAUGUUGAGGAGGAAUCAUGGAAAACAACGUGACUGAUACCAAACUGAAUCGAGUUAGAAGUGUAUAUUAGUUCCUCUGUGUUUUGAUAAUGUUUGUUUUGCAGGAUGACACUUUUAAACUGUUAUGUCGACUGCGCCUGUUGAGGAGGUCAAAACCAGCAAAACUCCACGAUCGGUUUGUGUUGAAGUGCUAUGUCGAACUUCACUAACCACGUGCGCCUUUCUGGUGACAACGCACGGGGAGGAGCGGGAAACUUUAAGAGGAAAAACAUACAGUUCUCAGAGAGAAAGCGAUUUCUCGAAGGUAAACACAAGAACAACCAGCACGGCGGAUGGUCCAGACUUGACUACACUCCACGCCACAAUGGAGCGUGCUCAGAUCGACCGGCACCACCUGCUGCUACCACACAGAGGAGGGGUUUAGCACAUGCAGGUUCCAGGCCUUCAGGCUCUGCACACAGCCUGCUGCCUUCCUCUUCUCUCAGUGUGAACACAACAGCAGCUGCAGCAGGCCCCUCCACAUCCUCCUCGUCCUCUGCAGCAAUCCCAACAAAAUACCUGGCUUUUGACUGUGAGAUGGUGGGUGCAGGACCUAAAGGACACAUCAGCCAGCUGGCACGCUGCAGUAUCGUGUCCUAUGACGGAGACGUUGUUUACGACAAGUUCAUCCACCCCUCCAUGCCUGUCACUGACUACCGCACCCGAUGGAGUGGCAUCCGACGCAGUGAUCUCGUCAAUGCCACGCCUUACACGGAGGCUCGGAAGGAGAUCCUCAAGCUGCUGAUGGGGAAGGUGGUGAUUGGCCACGCCGUCCACAAUGACUUCAAGGUCCUCGGCUACUCUCAUCCCAAGGCCUUGACCAGAGACACGUCACGGAUCCCUCUGCUCAACCUGAAGGCCGGCUUUGCUGAGAGCGAGUGUGCGUCACUGAAGAGACUCACCAAAGCCAUUUUUAACCGUGACAUCCAGGUUAGACGUGCAGCUCACUCCACUCAUCGAGCCACCAUGGAGCUGUACAAGGUGGUGGAGGAGGAGUGGGAGGGGACACUCGCCUCCAAACCGCAGGGCAGAUAACGAGUGGUGCGACGGUGCCGGCCCAGGUCGUGUGAACAUGAGCGUGGGUGAACGAACCGCGUUCUACGUGACCGUGGCUGACCCUUCUUUAUCAUCCCAGGGAUUUUAAGUGUCCUUGACCUCGUGUGGAGAAAGACCACAGCAACACCUGAACUCAUGAGCAGCUGGACAAAGCUCCACCAGCUGUCUGCAGGUAAAACUCUGACAUUAUCCCGGGAGAAGGAGGAGGACAUAAACCACUGCUGGAUCACACACUUUGCCUUGACCUUUUAUCAUUAUUGUUGUUAUUCUAACAGUUAACAGGGCUGUCACUUCAAAAUUAAAAAAAAAAAAAAAAAUCAAGAUUGCAUACAUUUCAACAUGACAGUUUUUAUUUUUUAGGGUUGCAGUUAAUUUAAUUAUUUUCAUCACAGAUUACUAAACUGUCAACUCAUCAGUUUGAGUGUGGGUUUUUAAUUAUUACCCUAAUAUAGAAUUAGAUUUGUGUCAAUAUUUUCAAACAACUCUUUAAGAAGAAAAUGAAAUAGCAAUUUAAUCAAUCAAUAUUGUAUUUUAUCGUUUGAAAAUACUCUUGUUCUUUGCACCCCCUGAUUUGUUUUUUGCGUUGUGGUUCUUUUGUUUGUGGGCGGGUCUUAGGAAGCUGUCUGAGUUCCAGACAGACAGCGACUCCAAGCCUGUGACAUUUUCCCACAAACGAAAAACCACUGUGCAAGUGUAUUUUCAAACAAUAAAAUACAAUAUUUUUAAAUAAUUAAAUCGACUUUUGACUUACCUUUUAAAAAGUGUUCAAAUCUAAUUCCAGACCCUCACUGCCACGGGAAUAAUACACAUCGUGUGUAACAUCGUGUUCAUAUGUCACAUCUGUACAAAAUGUGUGUUUUCGUCAUCUUAUGUGUUGUCGAGACAAAGUUAUGAUUAAUUUUUACGUCGCAUGUUUAAAAAAAGAAAGAAAGAAAAGAAACGAGAGUUGUGUUUAUUGUUCAGAAGUGUCACAAAAUAGACAGUUUUUAUUCUAUUUUUGUUCAUAACAACAAGCCAAGUGAACUUUGAGCUGUGACGUGUUUCACAAAUUACACCAAUUCAGUCCGAUUUUUAAGAUUUUGAGUACCUUUUUUUUACUCUGGUGUGUUUAUAAAUAGAAAUUUCAUGAGAUUGUCUAUAGGCUGAUAAACAGAUAAACAGGAUUUUAAAAGUCCAUUUUUAAUUCAAUGCAAACCGUUUUUAUGCCCCACAAAAAAAAAAAAGAGUGACAGCCCUCAUAGGUUACUUCUCUCUCAGGAAAUGGUUGAAUAGUUGAAAUGGUGCUCCUGCCACCAGGGGGCAGUCAUGUAUUCACUCAUGCAAUGAAAAGCUCACCAGUGCAACAGCAGCUGUGAAAGCAAACACCAAAGGUCACAUUUUUAUUGUGUUUUUUUGACAUUUUAUACAGAGACUGGACCUCAUGGUCGCUCACGCUGUUCCACUGAACUGUGUCUGAGCGUCACCAUGACGACAGAUGCAACAAAAACAGUACCUGACUUUUGUUUAUAGUUGUAGUUCAACAUUAAAAAUAACUUCCUCUCUGAAA
This is a messenger RNA of Solea senegalensis (Senegalese sole), 3070 nucleotides long. It is a transcript of the gene isg20l2, whose product is annotated as interferon stimulated exonuclease gene 20-like 2. Gene Ontology annotation, molecular function: exonuclease activity; nucleic acid binding. NCBI's taxonomy places the organism in Eukaryota, Metazoa, Chordata, Actinopteri, Pleuronectiformes, Soleidae. The transcript has 3 exons. Gene Ontology annotation, cellular component: nucleus. Bases 622 to 1503 code for a protein of 293 amino acids. The record is from RefSeq and is a predicted model, not a curated record.